UAAUUUGUUUGGGUUAGGUUGGGUUGGUGAGAACCCAGACUGUUGUAAUUUGUCCAUUCUUAAACUAGGGUUUAGCAUGAUGUAGACUCAGUUAUGAUUUUGUUUCUUUCCUCAUUCCUUCUCUUAGAAAAAAAUUCUUCUUCAGAUAUGUCAUUUUAUAAUGCAACUAAAUCUUUGGCAAAAAUGAUAGACUCACAAGGAGAUUGGGUUCCGGUACCCAGCUUGAUAGAUCAUAACAAUUUUAGGCCCUUUUGCCUGCUACAAAAGAAAAAGAAGACAUCGUGGUGGCAGAGCUGUCCUUUUCACAAAACCGAAUACCAAUUUCAUGAUCUGCUGUUAUCAGGAAAUGACACUUCAAGUCUAGUAUGCAACAAUUCAGACUUACUCACCCUUGAAGUCACUAUAGAUGGAACACUGAAGGGGGAUAUUAGUGGAAUUACUGACACUGAAAUAGCUACUAAUGUCAGCAUUUCUUAUGAAACGUCUGUAAAGCUGAAAAAGAUACAUGUUCCAAUCCAAGACCUUGAUUCUUUGAUGAAAGAAAAAAAAAUCAACAAUGAACAUCCAUUUAUUAAACAAUCAAGGAAGCUCCAGAGGAACUUGUAUGUGAUCACUGCAUCAGCAGAAUCUGUGGAAAUGACAAAGUUUGAAGAAUCUAACAAACUGGAAAGCAGCAUUUUUCAUAAAGCCCACGUCAAACUGAGCCUGAAGGGUGCCAGAGAUAAGAAGAAAAUAAUCACUAUCCCAAAGGGAUGCAUCUUGGCAUUCAAGGCUAAGAAAUUAUUUAUAGAAGAAGGAACUGUAGGUAUUUCUUCUUACUCAACUGAUAAAAUAGGAGCUUUUGACAAUAGGAAAAACCUUAGAAAGGAAGUUGAGGAAGAAUAUGUGCCAUUUUCUUUAAUGUCUUCAAACCUGCGUGGAAAAUUUCUAACUAGUUUUGUGGUUCUAAUGAAGAAAAGUGAACCUUUGGAAGAACUGGAAGAACUGGAGCUCCAGCUGGAACAGGUUCUUGAGGACCCUGAACAAUUCAGAAGGCUAAAUAUGGCUAAACCAGAGUUUAAGAAUCUGAUGGACAACUUGCAAGAUGUCAAAGGAGCAAUUGAUACUGAACUUGCUGAGGCUACCCUCUAUUUUCUUCAGGCUCUUGCUGAACUGACAGAGGUCCAGAUAAUGCUAUUGGUAGAAUCUAUGGAAAAAAAGAUUGUAUCCCAGCAACUGAACCUGGUUGGAGGAAUCCUAGAUAAAUAUUUCUGGAAUGAAAAACAUAAUUUUAUUGUAGAAGUCCAGGAGUUACCUGAAGAGGAAUGGGAUAUAACUGAAGCAUUAGUUAAAGAAAUAAGUGAAAUAUCCAUUCAACGAAGUGAAUGCACUGUUACUGGAUCUGUACACCCUUCAGCCCUCCCUUCAGCCCUCCCUGCACUAUAUGUGGCUCUAUUUGGAAUUGAUCUUCUAUCUAAGGAAAGUUUUUAAGUCAUUCUUUUAAAUCAGAGUAUGUUUGCAGAUAGAAAAGAAUCGUGUACAAAUGCAGCAGUCUAAUAUAUUCAAAAGGAAAGUUGUAAUCUAACAGCCUUAUUUGAAAGGAAGCUUGCCUGAGAAUAUCAAUUUAUAUUAUUAACUAGAUAUUUAGUUCUUGCAUUCAAUUUUCCAUAACUGCAUUCACACAAAAUUCUAAGCCAUUUGUAGUUUGGUUUAGUGGAUUGUUCAAAUUUAGAUAGGGCCAGUCAGAAACCAUUACUAUGAUUAAAAUAAUCAUUAAACAUAAGGUUAAAAAAAACUAAUUUAAAAUUAAAUGUCCUUAAAUAUAUUAUUAAAUCUAAACCAUAAACAUAUUGCCCCAUCUUCUCAUUUUAGAAUAUAACAUUUCAGAAAUGGAUAAAGAAUUGCAUUUUAAAUCUAGUUCUUAUUAAUUUGUUUUACGUUACUUCUGUCACAAUCCAGGAACCUUCUCCUCAACUUAUGUUUGGAAGAGAGGACUUGUACAACUGUUACUGGCAAAUAUAAAAGAACUAUAAUAAAAUUAAAAUAAACUGUAAAACUCCUAUAGUAUGAACUACAUAGCUACAGAGAUCAUUUAUCCUCAUAUUUAAACAUUCCUUCAGACCGAGAUCAAUAUCACAGCCACUAACUAAAAUUACUUCCUCUUUUUUUGCUUUUUAAAAUAAUGUUACAUUUUUGUGGCUUUAAGUAGUCACAUGAAAAACAUUUUUCACUCUAACAUUUUUCAAUAGGUCAUGGAAGCAUAACUAUCAAGUAGCUACAUUUUUAUAAAAAAGCAACUCCAUGGGGUGGCUGCAUAACCAGAGAGCUUGGAGCAGGAGGUUGAAGACCCUCCAGUUUCAGUCCUGCUUUCACUGUUUCUUUCCCCUUUUGUUUCAUAGUCUUAUUAUAUUUAAUAUACUGUAAAAAGGGAAACAAAAUUUCAUUUUAAAAUUAUCAAAUUAUUUCAGAUAGGCUGUGAAAUAAAGGAAGCAGGAGAAAGAACCUACAGAGAUUCUGUAUAGUACCAUCCUACUGCUCCCUCAACACAGCACUUCUAACGUAACGGGAGACUGGCUAGUCACAAGUUGGGUAUAUUUGUUCUCUAAUGUGGCAUUACUUAAGCUAAUGUUGGUAAAUGGAUACAUUGCAUUGUCUGGAUUUGAAAAAGAAGAAAAUAAUAAAAUGGCUUUCCUAUAUAACCUUUCAAUGCAAUAACGGACCAGUCAUGUACUACUUAUACUGUGAUUUGAGUUUCUUAUUUGGUUCACAAGUUGAAUGAAGCUUGGGAUAACUUAUUUAAUGAAGGAUUACUGAAUAAACUCAAUUGCUUG
Thamnophis sirtalis is the source of this 2810-nucleotide messenger RNA. NCBI's taxonomy places the organism in Eukaryota, Metazoa, Chordata, Lepidosauria, Squamata, Natricidae. The record is from RefSeq and is a predicted model, not a curated record.